Messenger RNA from Nannospalax galili (Upper Galilee mountains blind mole rat), 1626 nucleotides. It is a transcript of the gene Stpg2, whose product is annotated as sperm tail PG-rich repeat containing 2. The record is from RefSeq and is a predicted model, not a curated record. NCBI's taxonomy places the organism in Eukaryota, Metazoa, Chordata, Mammalia, Rodentia, Spalacidae.
AUGUUGUCUGGCAUCCAAGAGAGGCAACUUUCGGCCCCCUGCUAUUCCUUGCUUCAGUCGCUGCCUGUGUCUAAGUCCCUAGAACCCCUCAUCUUGUACGACCGUGCUCCCCGCUUGCACAGAUUGCCAGCAGGGGGCAGCACUGAGGAGCAUGUGGGUCCUGGGUCCUAUCAGGUACCUUUCCUGAACCAGGCCACAGGUGGCUAUGCACCAUUUCUUUCUUUGAGUUCCAGGCAAAGUGCCUCCAGUCCUGCAAAAGCAGCUCCAGGUCCAGCACACUAUAAUGUUUCCCAAGCACAGUAUAAAAUAAAAAGAGGCCAUAGUCUGCAAAACCAAGAGAAACGUUUUAAGAAGCUUAUUUCAGAUAAUCCAGGACCUGCAAGCUAUGUUCAGUCUUAUCCUGGAACACUAGAUACUGUGAGCAAACAGAAAAUUUCAAGAGUACCUACAGUUUCCAAAAGCAUUGAUGUUCCUUCAAUUCCUUCUUGUGGACAGUCACAUGGUUACCACCUCAAUGAGGAUGGCAGUAUUCUAAAAUGCUCCCCUCCUGCUAGUGACAGCACAACAGGUCCAGCAUACUACAAGCCUCAAUUUGGUGCUUCCAAAGUAACUUCAAAAUACAAGGGUAUACAUUUUGGCAAUUCUACAGGAAGACAAGAAUUACUCAAAAACUCAGGCCCUGAUCCUGGGCAGUAUGAUGUCACCCGGGAAAGGACAUUACCUUAUGAAAAUAUUAACAUCAAGAAAGACCAACAGCAAACUCAUUGCACAUUUAUUCUUCGACUUUAUGAAAUAAUUGUCUUGCAGGAAGAAAAAAAAGGAGUUCCAGGGCCUGGAAAAUAUGAACUUAAAAGUCAGUUUCAGAAGAUAGAAAGUAUGACAGUGAAUGUAAAUGAUGCAUCUUCCUUUUUUCUUUCUGAAUCUGAGAGGUUUGCAAUGAUAAAAUCAACCACCCGAGCUCCUGGCACAUAUAAUGAAAUCCGAACUGCUCUCAAGCACUCAAAGAAAACAUCAGGACUGAAUUCUCCAUUUGGUCAAAGUGCUGCCCGAUUCACACAGGUCUCCAGUGCACAGGAAAUGCCAGGUCCUGGUUUUUAUGAUAUACUAAACAAAACUAUAACUGCCAAUGUUAAAAAUACUUUCUUGAAGAAACAAAAGAAAAUUGCAUUUGGUUCUUCUGUCCCUUGAAUUUUGGUUCCAAUUCAGAAAGAAGUUUCUAGUAGUCCCGGGCCUUGUGAGUAUCAGGUGGUUGGGGGAAUUCCUGAAUUACUACCUAACUUGAUUAACAGAAAUGCUGCUUUCUUGUCACGAACAGAAAGAGCUACUAAAGUACCAGAAAGGAUGAUUCCAGCACCAGGCAGCUAUGAUGUUCAAAAAUCAUAUGAUAUGUCUCAAGUUAAACAUAACUACAUGCCACCUCGUAGUUCAAUGGGAAAAAAAAAUUCCUCUUUUCUGAGUGCAGCCCCUUGGUAUGUGGGAAAAAUAGAUGAUGGACCAGGGCCCGCAGCAUACCAUCCUGUUUUAAAGAAGUCUUGUGCCAUGCCCUCAUUUGUUAGAGCAUCAAAGCGCUUUGAAGAGUCUUCCAAAGAGUUUUCUCCUGGCCCAACAACAUAUGAGUUUUGUUAA